This is a messenger RNA of Symbiodinium sp. CCMP2592, 3618 nucleotides long. Lineage: Eukaryota; Dinophyceae; Suessiales; Symbiodiniaceae. The record is from the annotation of a GenBank genome assembly.
AUGUGGCCGUCCAGCUUCCCAACUUCAGUUGCAUGUGCAAGUUCUGGUACGUCUCGAAACGCGUUGGAGGAGGAGGCUCAAUUCCAGCGUGACAAAAGUCUUGCUGAUGCGCUGAACAAGCGCUUCCAAAAUGGAGUCAUCGUAAAACUCUUAGCCACAAGGCCAGGAGGUAUUCACAAGACUGGUUUCGAUAAGAAAGUUUCGCAAGUCUUGGGUCUCCGGCAUGGGCAGCAGCCGGAACAGGAAGGCUAUCUGAGCUUGGGCUGGAAUUUGGAAGAGUGGCCAAGGUGCAAAAACCACAGCUCCGGCCAUGGAAUCGCAGGGAAUUGGUUUACGUCGGCCUCAUUUGUGAAUGAAGAACUUGCAAGUCCGUACCGAGCUGGUGAAACGGACAACGAGUUGCGUGAAGCAGGGACAUCUCUGUACGGCUGCAACCGCUAUGCCUGUGGGAGGACCCCGGAAUCGCAUAAGAUCCUUGCGGUGUUCCAGCCCAACCCCAUCGUGGGUUGUGCCUUCAUCGAGGAUGCUGGCACGAAUCAGGCAGGAGAGUUCACUGGUUGCGCGGAAGAUUGGCGAGGCUCGGCCGGCUUGGAAGUAUCCAGGUGCUUGAAUUCGCCGGAUGACUGCACUUUCAAAAUGCCUGGUUCUGAUCUUCGAGGAGGCCAUGGUUCUUGGCGCGUGGACCGCAAGUUUCUGCCCCCGAAGCUCGACUUUAGUGGCCGCUUUGACCCAGAUGCGCCGGGCUUGAAGAGGUUUGUUGCAGAUCAGAAGCGCUUCAACCCGAAGCCGUCUGCCAGCCAAGUGGCAGCUGGAGUGAGACAUCACAACCUCGGGUACAACGAGGUUAUGGUGCAAGUGGGCACUCCGGCAAUGCUCUUUGAAGAGAUGCAGAAGCAAGGCAUCCAAAGCAGGUUCAACAUGAAUCAGCUGCGGCUCUGGCAGUGCAGAACAAACGGCCUAGCUGCUUUUGCACGUGUGCAGCCUCCGGCUCCGCUGGACGAGCAUGGCCGCCAGGUAGAGAGUUGUCGCCACGAAGUCUUUCGGAAGAUGCGAGACAGUUACGACAAGGCUUGCGGUCGAGCCGAGUCCACACCCAUCCUGUUUUUCGAUUUGGAGGCAGACUCGGAGCCUUUCUCCGCGCGCAGAAUGGUGGAGCUCUUCCCCAGCCAGGGGAUUUGCGACCACGGCCUCGGCAUGGGCAGCGGUGCCAGCAAGGCACCUGAGACAAAGAGUCCCAGAGUCAAAGCAUCAGUUGAUGAAGCUGACGCCAAGCGAAUAGAAGGGGCCAAGCAUGGGCACCGGUCUGAUGAAGACUGGUUCUUUGACAAGCUGAAUGGCUUGGCCGCCGAAGGGGAUGCAAAUGAAGUGAAGGAGUUGAUUGACAAGUGGCCAAAGUGCAUCGGCAAGUCGGGUGCCAGAGAAGCAACAGUGACUGCGGCCCUCGCCGGCAAUGCAGAAACUCUAGAGACACUCCUGUCUCUGGGCGUUCGGCCUUACAUCGGCCGAGAUGAUCCAGAGGUGAAUCCACUGAUGGCAGCAAUCAAGAUGCGGCAUUGGAACUGCAUUGUUCUGCUUGUUGAAAGGGCGUUGAAGUACGACUUUUCGACAGGCUUGCUGCAGGAUGGCAUGCAGGAGUUCGUCCUUUCCGGUGACACCGACAUGAUCGAUACAUUGGUUACCAAAUACAACAUCCCGGGUAAUGCGAAGCUCUUGACCACCGCCUUGAUGAAGGUGAAAGACCCUGAGAAGGCAGCAGCGAUGUUUGAGAGAUUGGCGGAAGGCGCUAAGAGCUUUAACACCGUGUCAACCGUUGCAGAAGAAGAAGGAAGUCUUGGCGGCGAGUUCGCCCCUAUCCAUGCCGCAUGCGUGGCGAAGAAGGAUUCAUUGCACAGGUUCAUCCCGUUUCUCGUAGACAAGGGGGUUGACCUGUCACUGUGGGGUAAGAUGCUGAGUUUGAAAACUUCGUAUGCCAAGCGCCUACCACUGCACUAUGCGGCUGAGAACAAGAGCAUGAAGACUGAGACAGUCGUGAUGGUUGCAAAGGCAUAUCCGCAAGCAUUGUUCGAGCCGGUGAACAAUGUUCCCGGCCGGGCCCUGCCGUGCCAAUGCUCCAAGCACAACCCGGAAACCCAGAAGGCAUUGGAGACGUUCAUGUACGAAUACAUCUGCGAAGCAUGUGACGCUGUGAAGCCCGAGAAUAUGGCGGACCUCUUCCGCUUGAUGAGACUCGCCAUCGAAUUCGAAGGCGUCCGAACAAUUCCGACAGAAGAGCUUCCAAGAGGGAAGGUGACGGCUCUGGUUUCUCCGCUGGUCAGGGAAGGCCUGCAUGGAUCGGAGGCACGCCACUUUGUACAGGAAGCUGCUGCCUUUGCGGCUGCCAACCCUAGAGUGAACCUCGGGCGCGAGGGGGAGACCAAAGUUCAGGUCAAGAGCAUCAGCUCCAUUGGGAAGGUUCUGCAGAGCGACUUCUGGGAGCUGCUGCGCUUGGUGAGCCGUGCGGGCAAAGGUAAAGCCGACUGCAGCGAGUUGCUCAGCCCGACGGAGCUGGAGAACCUGCUUUCACAGGAAAUUUCGGCCAGGCUGCAGUGGGCCGCGGAGGCUUGUGCUUCUGGAAAAGAGUCGCUUGCGGACGGCCUCAGCACCUCCGAUGCCGUGAGAUAUGCUCUAUUCGUCGUAGCUGGACUGAGUUCUGCCGCUAAGAGCUCGAGUGGAGACGGCGACGACGAGCCAGCUUCAGGCCCGGCGACAAUGGCUUCACUGGCGAUGGGCAUGGUUGGCGAGCACUUGGAGACGUUGGUCAGUUGGUACUGCCAGGAGCUUCAAAUUCCGAGCGGUUGGAAUCUUCUGGACCUGUUGAAGCAAGGACUUGCAGGUGGUGGUGAAGGUCUCAGUGAUGUUGUCUUUUCAGCGGGUGACAUAGUCAUCAAAAAGGCACUCCCAGCCGAUCAUCCUCAGUUCCUAUGGCUGCAAGGUCUCUUCGAAAAGACUUUCCUAGGGAUUUACACUCGAGACCGCAGGGGCGAGAGUGUUCCCAAGUCCUUGGAAGUCCAAGAGGUGGAGCAAGUCUACAACUGCGGGAGCUGGGGGGAAUAUGCUCGUCGUCGGCAGACAGUGCUGCAAGACAUGGCGAAGGGUGGUACUUCCUGGGUUGGCGAGUUGAAGACAGACAAAAGCGCACUUGGCGAGCCGCCUGAUUGGCAGACAGGGACAGAGCCAGGUCCCAACGAGCAUUGGCUUUUCCACGGCACAUCUCUGGCUGGCGAGGCUGGAAUAACGGAAGGCGACUUCCGACUGAAUAUGGCAGGCAGCAAUGCCGGAACUUUGUAUGGCAAUGGUGUGUACUUGGCGGAGGCUGUGUCCAAAAGUGAUGAGUAUACUACACCGCACCCCAAUGGCCUGCGGAGCAUGCUGAUUUGCUUAAGUGCCCUCGGGCAAGUGAAUUACAACGAUCAGAAGCGGCCCGAUGGUGAUGAGCUUGCAGCAUCCUGCAAGGGCGGUGGCUUUCAUAGCAUCCUCGGUGACCGGGAAAAGAUCCGGGGCACGUACCGUGAGAUUGUCGUCUUUGACGAAGAUCAGGUUUACCCGGCGUACGUCUGUCGGUACAAUCGUGUGACUUGA